Molecule: messenger RNA, 1917 nt
Organism: Tigriopus californicus
Lineage: Eukaryota; Metazoa; Arthropoda; Copepoda; Harpacticoida; Harpacticidae
Product: probable G-protein coupled receptor No18
Exons: 7
Coding region: 263-1732 (489 amino acids)
Biological process (GO): adenylate cyclase-activating adrenergic receptor signaling pathway
Cellular component (GO): membrane
Molecular function (GO): G protein-coupled receptor activity
Source: RefSeq, a predicted model, not a curated record
GUACUUUCGGUACAAGGUUUCAUCUGCUGCCGGCGUUUCACGAGCCCAUUUUCUAUUCCGCCUUUGGUCCAAUGGAUCUGGGCCUCUCACAAUUCCUGGACUCUCUUGAGAGUUCUCGUUUAUGAGUGAACGGAGUUAGACGAACGAAAGAGCUCUCCGUUUAGUUUUGUGAGUGGCAAAGAAAUGAAUAACAAUUAGGCGCAUUGCUUGCAACAGAAGAGUAACAUCUAAGAAAAAUCUAAAAACAGAUGAUAAGUAAGUGAUGACUGCCAACGUUGGAUCUGUCAUCGUUCCCUCACUACUUAUCCAAAGCAUAUUGAUUAUGAAUCAAACCCAACAACCUCCAAAUCUAACCACCUCGGGGAUUCCUUUGGAGAAUCUCACACCUUUAGGGACCAAUCUUCCCUUUGAUUUGGGAGGCAUGGAAUUCUCUUCUCUAGAACGCUUGAUACUCCUCACCUACGUCAUUACCAUCAUCAUCUUCACUAUCGUAUCCAAUGCUUUUGUGAUCUAUGCCGUGACCCACCACAAUUCUCUGAAGAUCAUUCCCAAUUACUUCUUGGUGUCCCUUUCCUGUACGGACAUUCUCAUGGCAACAGUGGUAAUGCCCGUGGCCCUUCAGUACAACCUAGAAGGAGUUUGGCACUACGGAGUGCUCCCUUGUAAGACCUGGGUAUUCGCCUCGUACUUUUCUGUGGCUUCUUCGAUCUUUCAUUUAUGCGCCAUUGCCAUUGAUCGCUAUCGGGCUAUCACGGAUCCGUUCGGUUAUGGCAGCAAACGCACCUUGCGCCAUCUCCUUACCAUCGUUACCUUCGUGUGGAGCUUGAGUUUCGUUGUGGUUUCACCGCCCUACUUUGGUUGGGGAAUAUCAUGGCCAGAUCGUUUUGAUGAACUCACCCCUUGCACUAUUCCUCAGAGCAGCACCUACGCGAUCUAUUCGUCGGUGAUGUGCUUCUAUAUUCCAUUGAUCAUCAUCGUUGGCAUUUAUAUCAAACUCUUCAUGAUUGGACGGAAACGCUUCAGACAGAAGAUUCGCCGAGCCUUUGAAUUGGUGGAGAUCCACGAAUUCACCAGGACUAACACGGAUCGACACUCCCCUGAAGAUCACACCCUUGGGCGGUUCAAAGAACAUCCCACAGCCAUGUCCGAAGGUUUUGUGGAAAAUACCGUACCCAAAGAGUACAAUUUGGACCGUCGUAAAUCCCUCAGUAUCCCCGAGGAACAACGGAUCGUGAAACACAUUGUUCAAGGCAGUAAACGACGUCAAUUACUUCCUGCCAUGCUCUUCAAAAUGGAGCCAAACAUCAAUCCCUCAGAGGAGAAAAUUGCUUGCUCGCGUUGCUCGGGUAUGAUCCCCAAAAAGCAAGGGAGGGUUUGCAAAUUGUGCUCAGCUCCGAAUAACUUGGUAACAGCGGCUGAGAACUCGCGUUUGGCUAUUCUUCUCCAAAGAGAGAAGCGAUCUGUCUUCAUCAUGACCAUCAUCAUAUUCACUUUCAUCCUUUGCUGGAUGCCUGCUUUUUCAUUGUAUUUGGUUUUGGCCAUCUUCCCUCAAUACGUCCAACUCAUCAAUACCAAACUGAUCACAAUGGUUUGGUGGAUGGCAUACUCAAAUUCUGCGUGUAAUCCAAUAAUUUAUACUAUAUUUAACAAAGAUUUCAACGAUGCUUUCUUCAAGCUCAUAAGAAAGUUCCAUUGCUUCAUCUGCAAUCUCAAUGGACCAUCAGAAGUGUGAGAACAAAUUUCCAGAUCUCAGUAACGAUAUCCUUUACUUCAAUAUUCCCACCGACAGCCAAUAUGUUACGGCUACAUUUGUGUGCCAAUUCAAAUGCUCUGUUACCAACUGCUUUAUUAUCUACUCGUCAAAACAUAUCAAAGUUUGUAUUUUAUUCUAUGACAAAUAAAUCCGCUAUAGCUGUU